This is a messenger RNA of Saccharomycopsis crataegensis, 237 nucleotides long. RefSeq lists its product as uncharacterized. The record is from RefSeq and is a predicted model, not a curated record. NCBI's taxonomy places the organism in Eukaryota, Fungi, Ascomycota, Saccharomycetes, Ascoideales, Saccharomycopsidaceae. Bases 1 to 237 code for a protein of 78 amino acids. The transcript has a single exon.
AUGCAAUUCACCUCAACUCUUGUUACUUUCGCGAUUAUAUUCUCUGGUAUUUCAUCCGCCGCUACCGUGAACAAUACUACUAAUGGUACUUCUUUCAUAGAAUACCCGGGUUCUAAUAUCUCAGUCAGUAAUAUCUCCAAUAUUACCACGUAUGAUGGUGCUGCUGCUUCUAACUUCAAGGUUGGCGGGACAUCUGCCCUUGUUGUCAUGGUUGCCGUCGCUGCAGUGUUGGUGUGA